GCCAGAAAAAUAUAUUUCUGCUUUCAGUUUCGAAAAAUUUUUCGAUGGAAGCAGCCGAGUGCGAAUGCGAAUGCUCAAUGAGAAGAGCUUUUACUGUUUUACUUUUUGCCUGAAAUACAUUUUGAGAUAAUUUCUUAUUGGUAGUUCUGUUUAUGCCAUCGCUUGCGUCUGUCUGUGUUAUUUCGAUUGCGAGAGCUAGUUAACAUUAGUUAAAAUUAAAACAAACGCCAGCCCGAAGAUAUAAUCGAAUUGCGGUUUUUUCUUCUCGCACCGAAUUUCCAUCCACAUCCGCAUCCACCAUCCGCCAUCCGCCAAUCCAUCCCGUUCCGUUCGUUCGUCGCUAUCCGUCGGAUAUGUUGUUCUAUCGGUGUACCGUACAAGUACAAGUUCGUACCCAGUCCAAAGCCAAACAGAUUGCGCCGUGUGCCGGUAAAAAUAAGCGCAAAGUUUGAGAAAAACCAUCAACAUCAGAUGAUGUGCCCUGGAGGAAUUAAAAAAAACGUCGCGGUCUUAAUGAAAUCUUAAAUAAUGGGUUCGCUUUAGCACAAUUCGACGUUGCAUUCGGCCAGCGGUGUGUUGUGUAAACAAAGUUGUAGCUAUAGUUUUAGUUUAAUUAGCUUCGCAUAAGCUGCAACCGGAUCUGAAACAGACCGUGGAAACAAAAAAUAAUAAUUGCAUUUCAUGUAUGCCAGUGUAAAUUUGCGUUCGUGUGUGCUAAGUUUACAUAUAGAGAGUGGAGUGGAUUGGGAUUGGAUAGUGUUGGAUUGGAUAGUAUCCCUAUCCGAUUCGCGCCGUUAUUGUUAAUGCGCAGUGCAUUUAUUAAGGAAUCAGUCUGAUAUCAGAACAAGCCCAACUACCGCCUUUAAAUCAAAGAUAUGGUAGCCAAUUCCGAUUCCGCCGAACAAUCGACUCGAGCGACCAGAUUCGGUAAACACCGGCCAAGUGCAAACUCGACUCCCAUUACCACUGUGUAAAUACCAGAAAGUAAACCCGAAAAGAACAAUAAUUCAACCUGCAGGGGAAAAACAACAAAAAACGCACGAUACACUUAUUUGGAAGUGGAUUUAAGUUUCAGUAAUGCCAGCCAAUGAACGACCAAUUGCGAUCCGAUACAGAAACAGAAACAUAUGCGACGAGUAAAUAAAUGCAAAUUAAAACAAAAAAGCCGGGCUCAUGACACAAUUGGUCAUGUAAAUCGCUAAAGAUAAACAUAAUCCGUAUAAUCCGCACAAUAUCAUCGAAGUCGCGACUCUGGAAAAUGUGCAGUGCGGUUAAGUCCUGAAAAUGGAUCGCUUUUCACUGAUAAACAUCCGCACUUGUGUUUACCUCUGCGAUCCGAAAAGUUCGCCGAAGAAGGUGCUGUGAAGACCCGAAAUCCGCACAGCACUCCAUCCACAGAUAGAGAUCUCCUCCAGCUUUCGGUUUCCCGCACAUCUAGACCAUAUCCUAGCCAAUCGGAGCGACCGCACUAAGUAGCAUCUAAUCCUGGAGCUUCACACCAAUGCGAUAUGGAUUGUGAUUACUCGAAGUUUCUGUACAAAAUUGGACCCGGCACCAUACCAUCACCGUGGACACCAGUGAAUGCCGGUCCUCCAGGCGCACUUGGAUCGGCAGACACAAAUGGCAGCAUGGUGGAUAGCAAAAACCUGGAUGUUGGUGAUAUGAGCGAUGACGAAAAGGACUUGUCAUCCGCUGAUGCCGAAGGUGUAUGGAGCCCAGAUAUCGAGCAGAGCUUUCAAGAGGCUUUAUCUAUAUAUCCGCCGUGCGGACGUAGAAAAAUCAUUUUAUCCGACGAGGGUAAAAUGUAUGGUCGCAACGAGCUAAUCGCACGAUAUAUAAAACUGCGCACAGGCAAGACGAGAACCAGGAAGCAAGUCAGUUCGCACAUCCAAGUGCUGGCUCGCCGCAAGCUCCGCGAGAUCCAGGCGAAAAUCAAAGUGGAAACCAAUGGUGUGUCUUUGCAUUUAUUAAAUGAGAAAGAACAAGCGUUGCAGGUCAUGAGCACAAUGACCAGUUCGCAAAUCGUGUCCGCCCAAGCGGCCAACAAUCUGGCAUUGGCUGCCUCGGCAUUAUCGGCAGCAGGUGGUGGUGGUGGCGGCGUCCACCACACCACAAGGCAUCUCAAUCUCAGUCUCCCACCACCCCCCACCCACCAUAGACACUCGUCGGCGGCAGCGGCAGCAGCUGCUGCAGCAGGCGCAGCAGCCGCAGCAGCAGCAGCAGCGGCAGCAGCAGCAAUAGGCAGCCAUGUCCCUUCAGCCGCGUUGGUCCCCGGACCGCCGGCUAUACCGUCUACCACGUCGACGUCGUCGUCCUCUGCAUCACCACGGCAGCAACAACAGCAACAGAUACAGCAGCAACAGCACCACUACCACCACCCAGCCCACGCCCACCACCACCACCACCACCACCACCAUUCCCAUCCCAAUUUGACGCACCUACCGCAUAGUCAUAUGCAUCCACACCAUCACCAGCAUGCGGCAGCCGUUGCAGCGGUAUACCAUCUACAGCAGCAACAGCAGCAGCAACAACAGCAACUGCAGCAGCAGCAGCAGCAGCAGCAGCAGCGGGCAAACCAUACGGACAACGAUCCAGUGGCUCUGGGUACUGGCGGCGGCACUAGUGAGGCGUCGCCAGCACCGCCAGCGCCACCACCUCCUCCGCCGCCGCUGCCCCAUCCGCCGUUGUAUUCUGGCCAAUUCUGGCAACCUGGACUACAGCCAAGCACGUCCCAAGAUUUCUAUGAUUACAGCAUCAAGCCCUUCCCCCAGCCGCCGUAUCCAGCUGGCAAAACGUCGACUGCGGUUUCCGGGGACGAAACUGGAAUUCCGCCCUCACAAUUGCCCUGGGAAGGACGAGCCAUUGCCACGCACAAAUUCCGCCUACUCGAGUUUACGGCGUUCAUGGAAAUCCAGAGAGAUGAAAUUUAUCACCGGCAUCUAUUCGUUCAACUUGGCGGCAAGCCAUCCUUUUCCGAUCCAUUGCUUGAGACUGUUGAUAUACGGCAAAUAUUCGACAAGUUUCCGGAGAAAUCUGGGGGACUCAAAGAUCUCUACGAAAAGGGUCCACAGAAUGCGUUUUACCUAGUUAAAUGCUGGGCGGACCUGAACACCGAUCUUACAACCGGCAGCGAAACGGGUGAUUUCUAUGGCGUAACCAGCCAAUACGAAAGCAACGAGAAUGUCGUGCUCGUGUGCUCCACAAUCGUUUGCUCCUUUGGCAAGCAGGUGGUGGAGAAGGUGGAAAGCGAGUACUCCCGACUGGAGAACAAUCGCUACGUCUAUCGCAUCCAACGCUCCCCCAUGUGCGAGUACAUGAUUAACUUUAUUCAGAAGCUGAAGAACCUACCGGAACGCUAUAUGAUGAACAGUGUGCUGGAAAACUUUACAAUAUUGCAAGUAAUGAGGGCCCGCGAGACGCAGGAGACACUGUUGUGCAUAGCUUAUGUGUUUGAGGUGGCGGCCCAGAACAGCGGCACCACCCACCACAUAUACCGUCUAAUUAAGGAAUAGCAAAAGCUGCAUGGAGCAGAACCCAACCUGUCUGCGAAUCCCAUCAUCAACACACAAGUUCACAAAUAUAGCGACAACAACAACAGCAGCAGCAGCAUCAACAAUAAUAGUAUCAUCAAUACGGCUAAGAAUUGCGAUAAUAAGACGAGUAAUGAAAUUGCCAACACAAUAUC
Messenger RNA from Drosophila simulans, 3685 nucleotides. It is a transcript of the gene scalloped, whose product is annotated as protein scalloped. Lineage: Eukaryota; Metazoa; Arthropoda; Insecta; Diptera; Drosophilidae. Gene Ontology annotation, cellular component: transcription regulator complex; nucleus. The transcript is spliced from 12 exons. Gene Ontology annotation, molecular function: RNA polymerase II cis-regulatory region sequence-specific DNA binding; nuclear receptor activity. The record is from RefSeq and is a predicted model, not a curated record. Gene Ontology annotation, biological process: regulation of transcription by RNA polymerase II; hippo signaling; embryonic organ development. The coding region runs from base 1509 to 3512 and encodes 667 amino acids.